Vicia villosa (hairy vetch) is the source of this 999-nucleotide messenger RNA. RefSeq lists its product as uncharacterized. The transcript is spliced from 5 exons. Bases 1 to 999 code for a protein of 332 amino acids. Gene Ontology annotation, molecular function: DNA helicase activity. NCBI's taxonomy places the organism in Eukaryota, Viridiplantae, Streptophyta, Magnoliopsida, Fabales, Fabaceae. Gene Ontology annotation, biological process: telomere maintenance; DNA repair. The record is from RefSeq and is a predicted model, not a curated record.
AUGCCCUCGCUCCAAAUUCUUUUGAACGAGUCAUAUUCCCUCAUCUCUUUGUCCAUCGAUUCUUCAAUCCAAACCGAACUCAACCUUUCUGCGGUUGUGCUGUUGGCAUGUCUCAAUGAGUUGCAAUUGGAGUUAUUCAAGGAAACUGAUGUCAUAAUAUCGAAUGAAGCACCUAUGGCUCAUAAAAAUUACUUUGAGGCAUUGGAUAAAACACUCAAUGAUGUCAUGACCAAGAAGGGUCUUGGGAAUAAAAUCUUUGGUGGCAAAGUUGUUGUUUUCGAAGGAGAUUUCAGACAGAUUCUUCCAGUUGUUCCAAGAGCAGGGCAUUCUGAUAUUGUUCAUGCAUCAAUAUGCUCCUCUUAUAUUUGGGACUAUUGUCAGAUCUUAAAUGUUGGGGAUGGUAAGAUACCUGAACCAAAUGAUGGAUUGGUUGACAUAGAGAUUCCUCAAGAAUUAUUAGUUACCAAUUUCGAGGAUCCUAUAAAAGCUAUUGUUGAAAGCACAUAUCUCAAUUUGGUUCAUGUAUUCCAAGAUGUUGCAUAUCUACAAGGAAAAACGAUUCUUGCCUCAACCAUUGAAGUUAUGGAUAAAAUCAGAGAAGAGAAAGAGUAUCUUAGUUACGAUUCAAUUGAUAGAACUGAUACGAGUUAUAAUGAAGCUUAUGAAGUUCUAACUCCUGAAUUUCUUAGCAAACUAAGAACAUCAGGUCUACCAAAUCAUAGGAUCAAAUUGAAAGUUGGUACCCUCAUUAUGCUAAUGAGAAAUUUGGACCAAACUGAUGGAUUGUGCAAUGGAACAUGGUUAAUUGUUACAAGAUUAGCCAAUCACGUCAUUGAGGAAAAAAUUAUGUCUGGAAAGAACAUAGAGAGAUUGGAUGAUCUUUCAUCCAAAAUCGACGUCAUUGCUGAACAACUUGCAGCUCUCACCACCAACCCACCACCACCACCAACACUAACACCAAAUACAACCCCCACUCUCACCUACCCCUACCUAGAAUGA